Malania oleifera is the source of this 6863-nucleotide messenger RNA. RefSeq lists its product as uncharacterized. The coding region runs from base 113 to 6529 and encodes 2138 amino acids. Gene Ontology annotation, biological process: ribosome biogenesis. The record is from RefSeq and is a predicted model, not a curated record. Gene Ontology annotation, cellular component: nucleolus. Lineage: Eukaryota; Viridiplantae; Streptophyta; Magnoliopsida; Santalales; Ximeniaceae. The transcript has 10 exons.
UUCUCCGAUAAACCCUCGGGAGCCUGUCACGGUUGAGACAAAAACCCACCCCUCUCCUCGCCCAACUCCAACAGCUCCCCUUGCGAGUUGUUACAGACUGAGCAACUCCACAAUGGCCGACUCAGAAGUAAAACACUCGAAGAAGAAAAAGAGAAAGCUAAGAAAUCCUCAGGAAGAUAAAAAAAGGGCUUCGAAAACCCCCCGCGCCGAUGCCUUGGAGAAAGAGAGAGAGCCAAUGAAAGAGGCCGUACAGAGAGAAGAACCAAACCACGAGCUCGAAGAAGGUCGUCCAUGGAGGAAUCUUCAGUUAAUAUUGUCAAUCCAGGACAGAGACCUAGAUGUUCAAAGGAAAGUAGAACUUGCUUAUGAUUUCGUGAAUUUGAGAGCUAAUGAACAAAGUGAAGACAGUAAUCAAGGUUUUGAGACACUGAGCAUUUCACGCCUAGUUGUUUUUCUUAAUAAAUGGGUACAGUCAUUGUUGAUUUCUUCAGCAAAGAAAAUUAGGGUUGGCGGGGAUGAACCUCGGUCCAAGGUUAUUGGGUCCUGUUUGGAUUUUCGCUGCUGGCAUAUUUUCAAAUUUUGCUUGGGGGAGUCUUUGAAAUGGAAGGUUUCCUUGAGCUUCUCGCGGGAUCUUUUACGGGCUAUUUGCUGCAUUGCAAGCAACGCAUUGUCCUUGAUAAAUGAUGCAUCCGUGCAUUCAAAAAAAUCAUUGUUUAUUGGUGAAGGAUUUGAAUUGUACAGCAUUGCUCUUGACUGUGUUUCGUUGGUAUUCUCAUCCUGUGCUGGGGUGUUGAAUCCUAAUUUAGAUUUAUGGAUUUUGACUGUUGAUGCUGUGGUUGAGGCUGUCUGCAAAAUUUAUGAUGAUAAUCUUGGUGGUGGAAGUUCUGAGGCUUUUGUUACGCGGUUGUCAUGUUUGGUGCUAGAGGCAUUUGCCAAGUUCUUGAGGGUCCACCCAUGUCGCAAAAAUGGAUUUCGUGAUUUUAUAGAUACACUUAUUCCGCCACUGCUACAUUUGUUGGAUGUGUUGCAUUUUCAGGUAGAUGGCAAUAAUUCUGGGCAGAGAAGAAGCCUACAGAAUUUAGUUCGGGAAGUUUUGUCUCAUGGGUUAUUUCAUCCUGCUCACAUGGAUGGAUUCCUCAGCAUACGUAGUAUGGAAAAGUGUGUUGCACCCAAUGAUGGAAAACAGAAAGACACAAAAACAGUUAUUGUAAGUUAUCAUAGACAUCUAUUUGGUAGGUUGGAAAAAAUUGUGGCUGGCAAGAAUGUAGUGGCAUUAGGAGGCAUAAGAGAGCUGUUUCAUGUGUUUGUUGAUGUAGUAAAAAGGCAAAAAGGAGUUUCAGGACUACCUGAAGGUUCUAAGAUGAUAGGGAAAGAUGGAGGUUCAAGGUGCUUGGAUGACAAUACUUUGCCUAAAAUGUUUAAUGGGAAUAGUGAUUUUGUAAUACAGAAGCGUUCUCAUGCAAGUUAUUUGAAAGCAGAGACACGGAAAACAAUUUUUGAUUUCUUUGUAAAGAUUAUGGAGCCUUUGUUGCAAGAGAUUAAUAGUUAUGUUCAAGCUAAACUGGAUGUUGGACCCUUGUUGUGGGAUGUUCACUGCAUAGUCAGAUCUACCACUAAGUUACUUGCCAGCUUUAUGCAUGAGAAGAUAUAUGUGCGAACGGAGGAUACCUCUGAAGGAACUUAUCUUAAUUUCUUGAAGGCGGGUUAUGAUUUAAUUAUGUCAUUUUCCACUAAAAUAAAUGAAAUUUGGCUGUUGACAUUUGAUGCUGAUAAUGGAACCCAUAUGGAAACAUUAAAUUUAAUAGCCAAAGAACUUAUUGUCGCUGUCAGGUAUUUCUUAGAAAUUGAAUAUGAGGUUGUUGGGAAUGAUUUGGAUAGGCUAUGGCUUAUGAUGCUGUCAUAUUUGGUCAUUGACCAUUCUUUGGUGAAUGCACGAGAUCGAUGCAUGUUAACUUCAGAAAUAGUGGACCUUGGAUGCCAGUUGAUUAAUCUAUAUGGCGAACUUCGACAGGUGAAUAUUACUAUUUUUUCACUCUGUAAAGCGGUGAGGCUUUUAGUAUUACGUGAAAGCAAUGGUGAAAAGAAUUGUUCCAGAUACUUGUCCUGCACGAAUUCUUUAUCCUAUGAAGCUUAUGCAAAAUCAAUGGGAAUGCUAUUGUGCUCACAACAGUUUAGGCUUGCCAUUUACAAUGCUAUGAAAUCUGUGCCCGAAGGACAAGCAGGUGGAUGUAUUCACCACCUAACAAUGGAUAUUUCUGAAUCCCUAGAAUGGCUGAAAAUUAGUUGUUCUGUAAAUACUCCAGCAGAAUUUGGUGAAUUGAAUGUGAAAAAUUGUAACAUGCCGGACUUUGAUCUCCAAGCAGAAAUUUUGGGAAGAGUGUUGUCUGAAAUGUAUACACUAGUUCUUGAUUCACUGACGGCCACCCCAGGGAACAGCCAUGUUAUCGGCAUUUCUAUAGAAGGCCUGAUGACAGUAUUACGCCCCAGCUUGAGUCAUCUGGUUGCACAGUGGCCGGAUGGUGUUGAUGUGAAUAAGUUCCUUUUUUCCAUCACUGGAAGAACUCCAAAUAGUAGAGUGUUUGGAUGCAAAAAUGACUUGCAGACUUUUGGACAGUCAAUGCACUGGGUUUUUCUGUUCUUCUUUCGAUUGUACAUGUCCAGCAGAAGUUUAUAUCGACAAGCAAUCAGCCUAGUGACUCCAGAUGCUUCAAGAAAGAUGUCGGCAAUAAUGGGGGAUUCAUAUACUGCCUACUCUGGAAGGGAUUUGAUGGAGAGGACUGAUUGCAAAGAUGAAGGCUAUUUCUUUUGGAUAGCUCAACCUUCAGUUUCACUCCUCACUGUCAUACGAUCCAUUUUGGACAUUUAUUCUCAGGAUGGUGAUCCAAGUUGCGUGCCCUUGAUUUAUGUGCUGCAUGCUUUGGCCUUACAGAGGCUUGUUGAUUUGAAUAGGCAGAUAAGGUCUCUUGAAUAUUUAAUGCAGAGGAAUGAUCAACUGGUACAAAUAAAGUUGAUGGAUGAUACUGAUGUGUCUCUAUAUAGUAGAAAAAGGAAAAAGUGGAAAAGAAGUAUUUCAGCUUUCAGGGAAGAAGCUGCAAGUUUGACAAGUUUCAUGAUGGAUUACCUCCCACUUGUAGGUAAAAAGAAAUCAUCUAGCUUGGUUUGUAAUGGUGUAGUAUCUAAUAAUGUAAAUACUCAGAAUCCAUGCGAAAGUGAUGCAUGGGAUUUGAAUAUUUGUACUGUAAAUGAGAAGUCAUUGCCUGCUGCAAUUUGGUGGAUUAUUUGUCAUAAUAUUGAUGUUUGGUGUGCUCAUGCUGCAAAGAAGAAGUUGAAGAUGUUCCUUUCACUUUUAAUCUCCAAUUCCCUUCCCUAUCUAAGAAGCAAUUUUGGGGUUGUUGGACUGCAGAAAUUCAGUGCACCUGUCCAUUUAAGUAAUAUCACCAUCUGUCAAGUUUCAUAUGAACUUCUCAAGGACAUGGUUCUGUAUGAACAACGACUUGUGCGCAGAUAUUUUGCAUCAAGAUUUUGCCGCAUUCUGGAGAAGAUAAUAUUAGAAAUAUUUUGCGAUUCUUCAUAUGGAGAUGUUGAUUUCAAUUCACCACCUAGUUGGCAAAAAGUUUUAAGCACUCUUGACAACUCAUCAGCGGUUUUCUCCGGCAACAAGCCUUUUUCUCAUGGAUGUUCUUUGCUGGAAAAACCGAGUUCCAGUUCAUGUAACAAGCUGCCUGAAGAAUGUUGUCAGGAGCACAAGGCUCCUGCUGUAAUCAGCAUGGAAAUCAAAACAUGUCAGAGUUUGCUUAGUCUUUUGUGUUGGAUGCCGAAAGGGUAUUCAAGUUCUAGAUCAUUCUCACUUUAUGCUACUUAUAUUCUUAACCUUGAAAGGCUUGUAGUUGGCAGCUUAUUAGGCAGUCCUAGUGCAUUAUACUUGCAUCAUUAUGAGCUUGUCAGACUGUUUGUAUCCUGUCGGAGGGCCCUGAAAUAUCUAAUAGUGGCAUCUUGUGAGGAUAAAAUGGAAGGUAGUCAAUCCCCAGUGACUCAAAUGCUAUCUGAAGGCCCCUUGCCUGGUUUGUGGCUUUCAAAGUCAGUACUUGCGGUGGUUGGAAUUCAAAAUGCGUUUUCAGAAGAUAGUGCUAGUCAAGUAAAACAUUUGAUCUUCUCAUUGAUGGAUAACACCUCCUAUGUAUUUUUGACAUUAAACAGAGCUCAUUCUAGUCUUGCGGUUCACCAUCUUAUGAAUGCCAAAAAGCCUUGUGAUGAGCAACUUGGUUUUGGUACUCUCCAUGAAAAGAGUUGUUUAAUUGAAUUGGAUUCAUGUUUGGACGACUCUGAAGGUAUUGAUGCAUGGAAAACUGUGGUCUUUCUUGCCAAAACUUUGAAGGAACAGAUAAGUAUCUUACUUGUUCCCCUGAAGAAUUCGAUCUGUGAUGCUGAAAGAAAGGGACUUGUCAGUGUUCUGGAUUUGAAUAAACUAUCUUCUAUAAUUUCUUGCAUUCAAGGGUUUCUUUGGGGUCUGGCAUCUACCAUCAAUCGCGUAGAAGCUAAAAAUUUUAAUCUUAAAAUUAAAUUGUUUGGAGGAAAGUGUGAAUCGAUCUCUGAACUCAACAGUUGUAUAGAUGUGUUUGUAGAUUCUUUUUAUUUUUUGUCAUGCAUGUUGUUUCUUGAUAAUGGUCAAUUGCCUGAAAACUUAGACAAUGUUCAAAGUUUUCCCAAAUCAAACCAUAAAAGUGCUUCAUCAGCUGCAGAAGAAUCUUCACUUACAGCCCCUGCUGGUGAGAGCAACAUAUUAUGCAGAAGACAACAAUUCAAUUCAGAAAUUUCAAGCAGAUGCUCAGCGUCAUUUGACAUUGACAAUGACACUGAAUCUUCUAGUGUCUGGAGGAAAAUGUUUCAGUCAGACAAGGGAGAAUGUGCUGCCACUCUUUUGGCUGAGUCUGAUAUAUUUGAGUUGCGACGUGUAAACAUUCAUUUUCUGCUAAGCUUGUUAAAAGGUGAAAAUCCUGAAGCAGCAAUUUUACUCAGACAACUAUUUAUUGCCUCUUCAGCAGUGCUGAGGCUUCAUUUGCUGAUCUACUCUACUCCCUUGUUAUCAAGGUUGGUGCCUACUUUUCUUGGCUUUUCACAGUUCUUGUUAUUGGAGUUGUCUGAUAUGGUUGAUGAGCCCCAACCAUUUUCUUUUGUUUGGUUAGAUGGUGUUUUAAAGUUUCUGGAAGAACUAGGGGGUCAUUUUCCUUUAACCAAUCCUGCUCUUUCUAGAACUAUCUAUGCCAAGCUGAUAGAUUUGCACUUAAAGGCCAUUGGAAGAUGCAUUUCUUUACAGGGUAAAAGAGCUACUUUGGCAUCUCAUGACAUGGAGUCGAGUGCUAAGACGCUUGAUGGCCAUAUAGAAUCGCAUAAGUCAUUUCUUUCUCAGGGGCUUCAUUUUAUAGAUGAAUUCAAAACCAGGUUGAGGAUGUCAUUCAAAGAGUUUAUCAAAAAACCAUCAGAGUUGCAUCUGUUGUCUGCAGUACAGGCUUUAGAGAGAGCAUUAGUUGGAGUGCAGGAAGGCUCCUUGAUGAUCUACCAGAUAAAUACUGGAAGUGCUGGUGGGGGAAAGGUUUCCUCAUUUGUUGCAGCUGGCAUUGACUGCUUGGACUUGGUUCUUGAGUUUGUUUCAGGACGCAAACGCCUGAAUGUGGUUAAAAGACACAUUCAAAGCUUUAUCAGUUGCCUCUUCAACAUAGUUCUGCACUUGCACAGUCCGUUCAUAUUCUAUGGCAAAUUAGAGCAUAAAGGGGGUGUAACUGAUCCAGAUUCAGGAUCUGUCAUUCUAAUGUGUGUUGAGGUACUGACAAGAAUCUCUGGAAGACAUUCUUUGUUCGAAAUGGAUUCCUACCAUGUGGCCCAUUCCUUACGUGUACCUGCAAUGCUUUUUCGUGAUUUCCAUCAACUUAGACUUUCCAAAGCUCCAGCUACAUCUAAUUCUUUAUCUUCCUCGGAUAGCCAAGACUGCAAUAUUCUAGCAAGUGAGAAUUCCUGUACUGUGGAUCGACGAUUCUUGAUAUACCUAUAUGCUGCAUGUUGCCGACUACUGUACACUGUCCUUAAGCGUCACAAAAGUGAGUGCGAAAAAUGCAUUGCCCUACUUGAAGAAUCAGUUUGUGUUCUCCUUCAGUCUUUGGAGAUGGAGGGGACUGAUUCAGAUGUCAGUAAAGGUGAUUUUGUGUGGCAACUGCCAGACGGAGUAACGUGUGCAUCAUUUCUGCGAAGGAUUUAUGAGGAGAUAAGACAGCAAAAAGAUGUCUUUGGUCGACACAGUUACAAGUUUUUAUCUAGUUACAUAUGGAUUUAUUCAGGAUAUGGUCCCCUUCAAACAGGCAUUAAAAGGGAAAUAGAUGAAGCUUUGAAACCAGGCGUGCAUGCUUUAAUAGAUGCCUGUUCAAAAGAUGAUCUUCAACGUAUUCAUACUUCAUUUGGAGAGGGUCCUUGCCGAAACAGACUGGCUACAUUGCAACAUGAUUACAAAGUGAAUUUUCAAUAUGAGGGCAAAGUUUGAUUUGGAUGUUUCCCACCUUAUAUCAGCCAAAAAUGGUCUCUUUUAUUCCCGAGACUGGGGAGAUGUACAUUGUGAUAUUGUUUUUGGUAGAUGCAGGUUAUAUUGGAUUUAUUUUUUCUCUCUGCUGUCAACAAAAGAGUGUAUAGAAAACGAAGACCAUUUCAUUCAGCUGAAACACACCAAAAUUCCCAACUAGCUUCAAGUCCAAUGAUCAACUAAUGUGUAUAUACAGGCAGUUAGGUUUGUAUCAUUUUUAUAUUUCAUGUGUAAAAUGGCUCUAUAAUCAAUUUUGAAAUGCAUAUUCUGAUGUUUAGAAAAUAAAAUCCCAUCUCUU